This is a messenger RNA of Paramuricea clavata, 696 nucleotides long. Lineage: Eukaryota; Metazoa; Cnidaria; Anthozoa; Malacalcyonacea; Plexauridae. The record is from the annotation of a GenBank genome assembly.
AUGAAACUUGAUUUUGGAAAGAAACUUUUGCCGACCUUUAACUUGUCAAGCUGUACAAAUUACUUUAUUACCAUGUGGAAACGUUUAUUGCCCACGCAUACUUUCACAAUACCUGACUGGAUACCCUCAUUAUCGACACCUACGCAUAAAUUCAAUUCAGAUCCUCCUACUUAUGCAAGAAUAACCUCAAUUAUUAGAAGAAUGAAACCUAAUGGCUCAGCUUGCCCGUUGGACCAAUUGUCUAUAAUCCCGUUAAAAAAAUCUGCAUACCUUAGAUCGUACUUAACUGCUAUAAUUCAAAACGUUUGGAAGUCGAAUGAAAUACCGGAUAUUUGGAAGAAAGCAGUUAGCAUUUUGAUUCAUAAAAAAGAUUCCUCCGAUGAGCCUAAUAGCUUUAGACCGAUUACUUUGCAGCCAGUUCCAUUGAAAAUUUUCAUGUCUAUCUUGCGUAAUACGAUGUACGAAUUCCUGUUAAUGAAUAAUUUCAUUGAAAGCAGCAUUCAAAAAGGUUUUACCCCUGGAAUGUCUGGUACAUUUGAACACACAGCACACUUAGCAUUUCUAAUCAAGCAAGCAAAAAAACCAACAGCGUUCUCUAACAGUAACUUUGUUGGAUCUAAAAAAUGCUUUUGGCGAGGUUCACCAUCGACUAAUUUCCCCUGUGUUGCAAUACCAUCAUAUCCCGGAGCAUUUUAG